Molecule: messenger RNA, 2100 nt
Organism: Mytilus trossulus (common blue mussel)
Lineage: Eukaryota; Metazoa; Mollusca; Bivalvia; Mytilida; Mytilidae
Exons: 2
Coding region: 100-1149 (349 amino acids)
Biological process (GO): adenylate cyclase-activating G protein-coupled receptor signaling pathway
Cellular component (GO): plasma membrane
Molecular function (GO): G protein-coupled receptor activity
Source: RefSeq, a predicted model, not a curated record
AAUCAAAGGAUGAGAGUUUAAGCUUCCUUUUGCCGGAUAUUUGUUUUUUUGCGACUUUAAUAUUCAUUUGAAGUGUGAAAGGAACAGUUAAGUUAAAAAAUGUCCAACAUGACGACCCUUUUAGCUGCGAAUUCUACAACAACUUCUUUUGGAGGGGUUAAAACAUUAGUUGAUGGUUAUGAUAUACCCGUGUAUGGAAUUAAAGAGGGAACAUUUUAUAACAUUCACGUGCCAGCGCUGAUAUGUAUUUGCUUAAGUUUUAUAUGCGCAUUAACAAUAAUAGGAUAUUCUUUCUAUCAUCAACAUUUUUCAACUUUUUUCCAGUGGACAAAAAGCGAGAGAUUUGUAGUAUACAUGGCACUAUGUGACGCCCUUUUUAACGCUGCGCAUUUUACCGACCAUAUGCACAUUGCUGUUACAAAAACAUUACCAAGACCAAAAUCGCUUUGUGCAUUUUAUGGAUUUAUGCUGGCUGAGUUCAUAACAGCACAAAAUUUGAUGGUGAAUAUUGUCGCCAUUAAUGUAUUCAUUUUAGUAUUCUACCGUAAGCACUUAAAUUUCGGAAAAUGCGACUACCGACUGUUGGUCUACAUCUUCGGUGCUCCAGCUUUAGGUGGACUCAUUGCAGGUUCCCUUGGACAACUUGGACCUAAUGGAUCAUUCUGUUAUUUUGAUGGAAUUAAAGGAAAAUGGACGGGUGUUUUCUUCACAACAGUACCUCUUUUGAUGGUUGUUGUCAUAAACACGAUUCUUUACAUUUUAAGUUGGUUAAGGAUCUAUAAAGAAGCCAAAGAAAUUAAAGAUUCACUCGGAAAGUCCUCUAGAGUUUUAAGAGCUUCACAUAAAGCUGCAAAAACAAUGUCAUUAUUUGUCGCAGCAUUCUUCGUUCAAUGGUGGGCAAUGGCGUUAUAUGGUAUUUGGCAGUUGGUUGCUGAUGUUCCAUUUCUUUUAUUCAAUUUUGUGACAACAUUUUCCAACGUAGGUGGUAUUUUGAAUGGAAUAGUGUUUAUCAUCAUAAUGCGCAGAAAACGCGAGAAGGUAGAAUCAAGUACUAAAGCCUCCGACGACAAGGUGGGAUCUGGACAUACCGCAUCUACACCUAUCCACUCAACCGUACAUUCCAACAGUCAUUUUGCAAAUGUUGUUUAAAGAAUUAACGACACGGAAUAUAUUUUACUUUUGUUUGAUACUAUCAUUCCAAUAUACUGGAAUUUGUUUUUGUCAUGUAAAAUUAUGAGUGCUUAUAAUUCUAACAUUGUUAUUUUAACUUUGAUUUAAGGUGUGCACAUUUACCUUUGUCUGAUAUGAAAGACAUAUUACAUUUUGAACAUGUAACGAUAUCUUAUACAAAGGCGUAUACAUAUACGCAAGAAAAUUGGAGAAAUUAGUAUUGGAACAUUUCAAAUGCACGAAUUGAGAAUGAUCAAUUGUGUAUCAUCACCUACUCUCGGCCUGGUUCUCUGUUCAUUGUCUAAGAAAAACUACUUUACUAUUCAAAUACCAACAUGUGGGUUCCCAGGUAGCUAUACGCUGGUAUUUGUACAGUAAUGGUGUUUUUUCUUAGACAAUGAACAGAGAUCCAAGCCAAGGGUAUCUUUAUACGAUGGUUAUGAUACACAGUGUUUAUAUCCUUUCAAGCAUGUACCCCCGUCGAGUUGCCCUUAUGUAAAUGUCAGCUUAUAUCGAAUUCAAAACUCAGUUUACAAGAGCUUUCAAAAGUAUAAAUUCAAAGAAGGAUUAAUAAAUCCAUGGAAAAUCAUAAAAAAGAAUAAAAACAAACCGCAAAUGACUAAAUCUAAAGACAACGAAAAACAAACUCAUCAAGUUAAAUACAGGUUUCCCUUCAAGGUCAGAUUCGUCACGAGGGUUUUCAUAAAAAAAAAAUGGUGAUUGUAUAUCAUAUAUAUAAGCACUUAUCCUCUAUCAAGGAUAUCAAAUGCGUUAUAAAAUUAUGUUUAAUACAGUCACUGACUUAUAAAGCUAUAAACCACAAUAACCGAUGACAUUGGUAUACAGUUCACACUUCCGCGAGUUGGUCACGAAUAUAAACUAGUUUCACUUCAAAAAAUAUUAAAAAGAUUGUAUUAUGGUUUUUAUUUG